Messenger RNA from Peronospora matthiolae, 933 nucleotides. The record is from the annotation of a GenBank genome assembly. Lineage: Eukaryota; Oomycota; Peronosporomycetes; Peronosporales; Peronosporaceae.
AUGGCGGUCACGGCCUUUGACCUGGAGGAAGAGAAGGACGAGGGCCAUUUCGACGCGAAUGGGAACUUUGUAUGGGACGACGAGGCCCGGAAACAGGAAGAGGCGUGGCUAGAAGACGUGUCGGAGCAGCAGAUCGGUGCAGCGAAGCACGCUAAGAGCCAGCGCGAGUUUCGCGACGAGCAGACGGAAGAGACGCUAACGAUUGAGGCGGCUGAACAGAAGCUCGCGACGUUGUUAAAGCCCCGGGAGACGGUGUUACAGGCGCUUAAGCGUCUUGGUACCAAGAAGAAGAAGAAGGCGCGUGCCCGUGUUGGAUGCAAGCGCAAGCAGCGAAAAGAGAUGGAGACUCCGACAGAGACUCCGGCAGAGACUCAGACGGCAGAGACUCAGACGGCAGAAGAGAAGGAGCAGUUUAAUCAGAUUACUGAGGCAGCUGACUUUCUGUUGCGGUCAGGGGAGGUGGACGUAUACAGUCAGAUCAAGGAGGAGUUUGUAUCGGAUGAGGAGUUACUGGCACAACGAAGACAGGUGCAGUUUGUUGAUACUGACACGAGUGAAGAGAAGAGCGAGCCUCGUCUUGUGUCAAAGCAAGAGAUCAUGUGGGAGUACAAAGCUGAUGAUGGACAUAUUCACGGACCUUUUCCGAUGUCUAGCUAUGUGGCUUGGCGGCAGCAGGGAUACUUCACGGGAGAGACAGCUGUCGACAUGCGGCAGGUACUAUGCGGUAGUGACGCUGUUGUCGCAGUAGAGCCAGCACAGAAGAAGCUGAAGCAGCAAGAGGAUGAAAAGGUUUCAGCUGAGCAAGAGAUGCUUGACGAUUUUGAGGACAGCGACAACGAUGACAACGCUGAGUCUGCUGCUGAUGGUGACAAGGCAGAAACGAACAAGAUGCCAUGGAUGCGGUCAGAUGAGAUUGACUUUGGCUCCUUUUAA